AUGAGAUGCUGUAAAUAUUCGGGGUUACUAUCGAGUACCUUGGUGUUACUUGUUCUGGCUUGCGCCAUUUCGAAAACGACUACUCAGGAAAUAACCGAUACGGAACUUUUAAGCAACUGCAUUGAAGGAUGUAGCCUCAACGAUUGUCAGAAUGGCGAAUGCAGUUGCAAGGAAGGAUUCUAUAGGAAACUAGGUAGCGAGCACUGCGUUGAGAAUGUUUGUAUUCCGCAGUGUUCGGAAACCCAAAAGUGUGAGACUGGCAAGUGCAAUUGUGUAGAGGGCUAUGAAAAUUAUGGCGUAGGUGGUGCCUUCAAUUGUAGCAAACCAGCUGAGAGGAACAAAAAUAACUGCUCUGAAGAUUGUGGGUUAAAUGGAUAUUGUUUGAAUACAACAUGCAUUUGUAAGGAAGGUUUCUACAAGAAACUAGGUCAAGAAGACUGCGUUGAGAAUGUUUGCACUCCGCAGUGCUUGGAAAACCAAACGUGCUCGAAUGGCAGCUGCACUUGUGUAGAGGGCCAUGAAAAUUUUGGCGUAGGUGGUGCCAUCAAUUGUAGCAAGCCGCUUGGGAGCACAGAAAUCAGGAAUGAAACUGUGAAAGUUAUAGCACCUGUAACCCACAGCACCACAACAACAUCAACAACAACAACAACAUCAACAACACCAUCAACAACGACAACACCACUCACGACUUCCACACAGAAUCCACCAUCAACAACGACAACGACUUCCACAGAGUAUUCAACAACCACACAAAAAGAAAACGAAAAUACAACAUCUGCCAAACCAACACCUAAACCCAAACCACAUACGCGAAAAUCUGGCAUGAGCCCAUGGGCCAUUACGGGAAUCAUUUUUCUAGUGGCUUGCCUAGUAGGAUUUGGUGGAUUCAUGUUAUACAGACACAAGCAACGCGGCGCUUACAGGGCUACCUCCACAAUCUACCUCAAGCCAACAAUAACAACAAGAUGUACAAGCACAACAGCUGAGCCAACAUACCCACCAACAACGGACACACCACCCGUGCCUACAACGGCUGAACCAACACCAGAGCCAACAACUCCGGAACCGACAACACCUAAACCUACAACACCAGAACCAACAACUCCGGAACCGACAACACCUGAGCCAACAUCACCAGAGCCAACAACUCCGGAACCGACAACACCUGAGCCAACAACACAAGAGCCAACAACUCCGGAACCGACAACACCUAAACCUACAACACCAGAACCAACAACUCCAGAACCGACAACACUUGAACCUACAACACAAGAGCCAACAACUCCGGAACCGACAACACCUAAACCUACAACACCAGAACCAACAACUCCGGAACCGACAACACUUGAACCUACAACACUUGAACCCACAACACCAAAGCCAACAACUCCGGAACCGACAACACCUGAACCGACAACACCAGAGCCAACAACUCCGGAACCGACAACUCCUGAACCUACAACACCAGAGCCAACAACUCCGGAACCGACAACACCUGAACCCACAACACCAAAGCCAACAACUCCGAAACCGACAACACCUGAACCGACAACACCAGAGCCAACAACUCCGGAACCGACAACACCUGCACCUACAACACCAGAGCCAACAACUCCGGAACCGACAACACCUGAACCGACAACACCAGAGCCAACAACUCCGAAACCGACAACUCCUGAACCUACAACACCAGAGCCAACAACUCCGGAACCGACAACACCUGAACCGACAACACCAGAGCCUACAACUCCGGAAACGACAACCCCUGCACCUACAACUUCUUCACCUACCUCUCCUGAACCAACAACAUUUUCAACAACAACAGCAGAGCCUACAACACCAAAAACUACUACGCUUGCACCUACAACAACGGGAGCCUCAUCUACACCAACAUCCACAAUGGCACCUUCAACAACUAAAUCGACUUCGACAACUACAAAUACAGUCCCAUCAACGAAAACAAUGACAUCAACAACCGAAUCCACAAUUCCAACCAGAACAACAAAUUCUACAACAACAACCGACUCAACAACUAAUUCUACAAGUUCACCAACAACAACAACCAGCUCAAUAACCCCUUCAUCGACAUCAGAGUCCACAACAGAUAGCCCAGUCCCAUCUAUGACCGCAACAAUAUAA
Messenger RNA from Drosophila novamexicana, 2139 nucleotides. RefSeq names its product proteoglycan 4-like. The transcript is spliced from 2 exons. The coding region runs from base 1 to 2139 and encodes 712 amino acids. The record is from RefSeq and is a predicted model, not a curated record. NCBI's taxonomy places the organism in Eukaryota, Metazoa, Arthropoda, Insecta, Diptera, Drosophilidae.